Molecule: messenger RNA, 5103 nt
Organism: Sturnus vulgaris (Common starling)
Lineage: Eukaryota; Metazoa; Chordata; Aves; Passeriformes; Sturnidae
Source: RefSeq, a predicted model, not a curated record
GCUGUAUUAUUCUUACAUAGCAGUCUAGUGGUGUGAAAGUUCUGAAGCAUUCUUCAGCUUCAAAAAUGAGCAGGAGCAGUUGCACGCAGGGAUCUGUACUGUAUUCCAGGUGUUAUGAUUAUUAGGGGAGUGCCUUUUACCUUUUAAACCAUAAAAGUGUCACCAAUUGAGUAGUCUGAAAGGGAAGUUUCAAGGUUUAAGAAGCUGCUUUGUCAUUAAAAAAUAAGCUUAACUGUUGCGAUGAAAUUACCUACCUGCUCUGUAUAGUGUUUUAAUUUGUGUUUUGUGGUCAUUUCUUUGUCUUUUCCAGUUGGUUAAGUGUCUUGUUGUUGACAGAAUUUUAGAACAGAGCAGGUCCUAUCAGUUGCAUCUUGAGGUUAACCUAGACUUUCUCCCAGGUCCAGCCCAUAGUGACCUUUGGGUGUGCUCAUUCAGUGUUAUAAGGUUACUUUCAUUGCACAUUUGCUAAGGGUUGAUUUUUAUUCCGGCAGUGUCGGAUGGAGGAAGACUAGACUGCUGUUAGGCCACUUGACUUGUGACAAAUGAAUAGAAUUCUCUUCGGGUAGGGACGGUUUCCUGCCUUUGUCCUCAGAAGCUGCUUUGGUUAGAAGACAGUAUGACAGGUCAGCGCGAUUGGCGGAUAAAGGGCAGGAUGGCAGGCAGUACCCAGCUGUGCAUUCGCCGAUGGACUACCAAGAACGUGGCCAGGUGGCUGAAGGAAGAAGGCUUCUGUGAAUAUGUGGAUCUCUUGUGCAACAGACACAGGCUAGAUGGAAUUACCCUGCUGACACUUACUGAGUAUGACUUGCGAUCCCCUCCUCUGGAAAUCAAAAUCUUGGGGGAUAUCAAGAGGCUGAUGUUGUCCAUACGCAAACUGCAGAAGCAGCACAUUGAUGUCCUGGAAGAGCUGGGUUUCACCAGUGAUGGUCAUGCUGGCACAGUUGGUGCACUACAGGGGGCAGAUUGGUUUUGUAAUGGUGAAGUACCUCGGGACUAUGAUGGACCAAUUACUGACUUGAAUGGUGAUCAGUAUCAAUAUGCAAAUGGAAAAAACAAACACGCCACACGCAGACUGGACCCAGAGUACUGGAAGACAGUUUUAAGUUGUGUGUAUGUCUUCAUAGUGUUUGGCUUUACAUCAUUUGUUAUGGUGAUAGUACACGAGCGAGUACCUGACAUGCAAACAUAUCCACCUCUGCCAGACAUAUUUCUAGAUAGCGUCCCUAGGAUACCAUGGGCUUUUGCUAUGACUGAAGUAUGUGGUGUAAUUCUUUGCUAUAUUUGGCUCGUGGUUCUUCUGCUUCACAAACACAGAUCUAUACUCCUGCGCAGGCUGUGCAGCCUCAUGGGGACAGUAUUUCUAUUACGUUGCAUUACAAUGUUUGUUACCUCACUCUCGGUGCCAGGACAGCACUUGCAGUGUACUGGAAAGUUGUAUGGCAAUGUCUGGGCAAAGCUCCAGCGGGCAUUUGCAAUAUGGAGUGGCUUUGGAAUGACUCUGACUGGAGUACAUACAUGUGGAGAUUAUAUGUUCAGUGGUCACACUGUCGUUCUGACCAUGCUCAACUUCUUUGUCACAGAAUACACGCCAAGGAGCUGGAACUUCUUGCACACCUUGUCCUGGGUCCUGAAUCUCUUUGGAAUCUUCUUCAUUUUGGCUGCACAUGAACAUUAUUCUAUAGAUGUCUUCAUCGCCUUUUACAUCACUACAAGACUCUUUUUGUAUUACCAUACAUUGGCUAAUACUAGAGCAUAUCAACAGAGUAGGAGGGCAAGGAUAUGGUUUCCAAUGUUUUCUUUUUUUGAAUGCAAUGUUAAUGGUACUGUUCCCAAUGAGUAUUGCUGGCCCUUUUCAAAACCUGCUAUUCUAAAAAGAUUAAUUGGUUGAAGACUGUGUGGGUCAGUUCAGAUUUUUAUGAAGCAUUAUGACUGAGAUCCUACAAGGGGGAAGUCAAGUAACAUUUUUCACUCCAUGAUCUCCUCCUUGCCUUGUUUCUUGGAUUCUUAGCCAUAAAAUGGGGUUCCCAUACUUUACAGGGAUGUGUUUUGUUUUCUCCUUGUGAAAAUAGAAAACAAUGCAGGGACGGGUAAAGGCUAUCAGUGAAGCACGAAUAUAAACCAGAAUACUGUUACCCUUGGUAAGGUUCUGCGUGAAUGUUUAUAGAAUAUUAACCUCAAAUAUGUAUUGAAUAUAACACACACACUUUACAGGUCCAGAUAAUCUUUGUUACCCGAGUGCCAGCCUUUACAUAUACUGACAAAAAAUUAGAAUUUUGGGAAGCCUUUCUUUGAAAGCAGUCAUAAAUGAAAAUUUCGAAACAAACUGCAUGUAUUUAAAGAUUGAGGAGGUCUGUGUCAUAAUGAAGGAAGCAGUAUAGUUCCUUGCUGAGAGGGUCUCUUAAUUGUUAAAUUACAAGUCUUGACAGUAUAAAUGGUCUGCAUACAGGUUGCCAAAAAUGAAAGUCUGCCUUGUGGCUGUGCAGUGAUGAUAUUUUUUUAAUGAGAACUUAUUUACUCUAGUCUAUCAGUUGUCUGUAUGAUUGUUCUAGCACUUGAAAGUUUUCCCUUUUGUGUUUAAAUGAGUUCAAGUAAGUGGAACAUCCACUGAAAGUAAACUUAGCUUUAGUGAGUUUAAAGCCACAAAGUAACUUUUGUGUGGUCUUAAUUGCUUUAUACCCAAAGCCAUGCAUGCUUUUCAGGAGCACUUCUUUAACAUUGGAAAAACAGAACAGUUGUCUUCGUGUAUCUUACUGUCCUGUAAAUGGCUGGGGAAAAUGCAUGUAGUAACUCUUUCAGGAAUAGUAAUAAUAGUGAGUAUUGGAAAUAGUGCUCAUGUUGAUGUAUGUUUUAGCACUCUGGUGUCAACAAUAUGGUGAAUAUCUCUGGAUAUAUAUAUGCACAGUAUAUUUGGUUAUAUAUAUAAACACACAGUGUUAUGUUUUUCUAACAACUAUGAAAAGAGGCUAGUUCUUAAUUUAAGUUGCUCAUUUACUACACUGAAAGAUACCAUAAACAGUUGAGUUUUGCUUGUUGAAAAAAACCAAACCACAACCCACGACAAAACAUCCCCCAAAACCUUAAACCAACACUCCGAGUCCAUAAUGCAUGAGCAGGGUCACAUAAGGGUGGGUGAUCUCUUAGGCAUUGGGUAAGGGGACAAUACUAGUGUUGUCUGUAGAGCCUUGAAAUUAGAUUUGUGCUAAAUGAAAACUAAUAGGUACAAGGUACAAAAUCAUAAAAAUGGCAUAGACCUUUUAAUUUGAUUAUUGCAACUUCAGAUGUGGAAAUGUAGUGUAAGUCAGCUUUAGAAAGUUACACAAAGCAUUUCCAGCUUGGUACAAGCUGACUUAAUGGGCACUAUGUACUUGUGUGUGCAUGGAGAUGAAUCCAUUUGGAAUUUGCAAGGUUUUGUGUGUGGAGGCUUGUAACCUACUGUGGGCUGCUCCUUGCUGUAUUGUGUUCCUUUUAUAAGCCUUGAUUGUACUAACUUGACUACCUUACAGUCUUCCUAGUAUAUUGAUUUUGUAAUUUAAUUUAGCUCCGAUUCCACAGAAGAAUUAUACAUCUUGGAGUAUCUCUGCCAACUGUAAUGAGCACAUGUACACUGUAUUAUUCCAGAGAUUUUUAUAUUUGUAACAUUCCAAUUUUUUAGCAAAAUUGCAGGUUUAAUACUAUAUUGUUCAGUCUACCAUAGCCUGAUGGCUUUUGCCAUCCAAAUUGGGGAACUAUGCUUACACUUUAAAAAAUGGAGAAAAUACUCUGAAAGAUUUAAAGACUUGCCAUUUGCUGCUCUUAACUUUCUGAUUUCAGAAAGGCAAUUUGAACAUUCCUCUUGAGACUUUAUAAUAAAAGAGCUCUAUUUGUUAACUUAUAUUUGCCUUUGCAAUGCACACAGUUAUGAAUGCUGUUUUUCUAAACUCUAGGAAACAUCUGUUCUCAGGAUGUACAAGAUUGUAAUCUGAGUUAUAUGGAGAGGUAUGCAAUUAAACUUGCAGAGCUGUUGAUUCUGCAAAUAACCAUUUGAAUGGUAACUGGCAUAACUGCAUCUAAACUGAAAUACUAUUUUACAACUUAGGCAUGCAGGAGAAUUUUCAAGUACAGCCCAGUGUAACAAUGUUUACAUAAAGUAAAGCUAUCAUUUCAAUAUUUUUAUUUUUUUGUAGUGAAGUUCAUAUACAUUGAAACAUAAGGAUUCUUUGUUCUGAUUUAAUCUUCAAAUUCUGUUAAGUAAAUUGUGUUUUAAAUCAGCCUUGUCUAUAAUUGUUUCUUAAAAGAAGCUUGUUCUUUUGUGCUGUUUCCCCUGAUGCUAGAUAGCUAAGUCCAGGAUAAGUAAUAUAAAAUAGUUGGUUUUGUUAGCAUUGGAGUGGAUUAAAACAUUGUCAAGAUAAUUGUCCUCUGUUAUUUUGGAAGUUCAUUUUGUCCAUCUGUGAACGUGCAAGAGGAAAGCUUGAAGCUGAUUGACAGAAAAAUGUGAUCUUGCUUGCAAGAGAGCACAGGUCAAUCUGUAAAGUUGGGAAUGUAAGCUUUAUUGUUAAUUAGAUGGAAACAGGCUGCAGGUAACUGAUAGGCUUAACAUUUUGUACCUCCUUUGAGUCAGUGUUUUAAAAGCAUUUUGCUGUUUCUGUUGCUGACAAGCACUUUUUAAGUAAAGUCAGCAGAGCACCUUGGGCCUUGGAUUUAAUGCUUAGUAUGUUCAGGGAUGUCUUCCUUCAUGUUCACACACCAUCAUUGCUCUUCUUGAAAAUGCUGCACCUCUUUUGUGCUAAGUUGUCUUCUGUAGUCUGUGUGAGUGCCCACAUAAUCUGAAUUCAGAAAAAUGAAUGAAUUUCUGUGUAAUGUCAGCGAGUGCAAGUGCAACAUUAGUACUACAAAGUGCACAAAUGAAUCAAGUAGCAAAGUCUGAAAUUAGUAACCAUAUAUACAAAAGAAGGAGAGGGUCACAAUUUUUUGCUAGCUUAGAAAAUUUAGUAAUAUUUGAGACUUGGCAAUAGGGUUGAGCUCUUCCUUAUUUGUUUGGGGAUAUGUAUGCACAUACCUGCAAGUGACAGACACACAGGCUCUUCCUCUAUCCUUUUUCUUUGUUUUUUUGUAUCUUGUGACACA